CCUUAGCAACGCUUGGCUCCCUGGGAGUGGUGGCGGUUGAUUCAACAUGGCGGCAGCAGCGGAAAGAAGUGAAAAUUCGGGGAUAUUUUGGAUGAAUGGCGUGUCAGAUGAUGAACGGCCUUUGGUGUUUAUUCCUGGGGUGGACGGAGAAGUGAAGUCUCAGGCCCCUUUUAACCUGAAACCACUCAGUACCAGUACAUCCAAGAAAAGAGGCCACAAGAUGGGAGUGAAGAGCACUUCUGACUGCAAAAAACAGGCCAAGCAAAGGAGAGAAGUCAAAAACCAAAGUGAUCACUCAGGGGUUUAUACUAAGGAGGAUGUGUCUGUUCACCACAAUGUUGCUGUGAUGACACCUCAGACUUUUCUUCCGGUUUCACAGGUAAUUUCUGAAGUCAGCAAAGCAAAGAGUGAGGUCUGUCUGAAAGACCUUUGUCCUGAAGAUAAGCGACGAAUUGCAAAUCUCAUUGAAGAACUGGCUAGAGUGAGCGAGGAGAAAGAAGAGUCGGUGCGGCGUCUGAAAGAUGAACAGGGAAAUUUUGAAUGCAAGAUUCAGCAGCUAGAACAACAGAACCAAAUCAUAGCACAGGAAAGGGAAAGUCUGCAGCAGCAGUACAAAGAGUGCCAGGAGCUGCUUGGGCUCUACCAACAAUACAUUUCUCAGCAACAGGCAAAGCUCAAUCAGUCCAUUGCCCAGCUUAGCCAGCCAUCAAGUCACAGCAAGGUGCACAGUAGUGAGGAACUCCCCAAUAGGACAUCUACAAGCAGAGCUAAUAGCUCACUCUUUGAUGGCUCAUACCUCAGUCACGCUGCUACUGGAGGACCACAAGCUCGAGCAUACAGGAAUGGUUAUGGAAGAAGAGGAGCAGUACGGACAUUUAGGAGCACUGCUUGUCUUUCUUGUGAUGGACCGAUAAGUCCAACUCAUGGGCCAGUAAUACAGCAUAAUUGUCAAAAAAUAGAGUGCAGGGGCCCACACUCAUCCCACAGAUGUGAGUGUUGUGAAUGCAGGGAUCAAGGCACUGUCUGUGGAACACAGCAGCAAAGAAUUCACAGUUCCUCUCGUCUGAGCCACCAUGAUACCUUUAACCAAGAUGAGUGUAAAAGGCUCCAUAGUGGGAAUAUCAUGGACUCUGGGGCCAAGGAAGCUCUGACCAGGCCUCUGCUGGGUCAGGAAGACUGGGAGGAGAAGAGGCACCAGCUGCUGCUGCAGAAGAUGCAGUUAGAGAUGGAGAGAGAGAGGCUGCAUGCACGCCUGGCAGAGCAGGAGGAAAGGCUCCAGAGACAGAAUCAGCAACUACAGCAGUCACAUCUUGAUUACAAAAGAUUUCAACCAGCUACUCAAGCUGAGGUCAGCUCCUCUAAUACUAGGAGUGAUGUUACAGAAGUGCAGAAUCCUUCGCACCAAGAUAUACCUUCCAGUGUGUGUGAUGAUGCAGGAGUACAUCCUGGAGGACAGAGCUUGCAUGAAAAGCAUCCAGAAACUGUACCUAAUCCUCUGAACAAUGGCAGUGAAUAUUUAAAACGGCCCACAAAGGACAUGGCCACAUCUCCUGCUGAAUCACCUGCAAGCCUGAGGAAGCACACAUCAGUAUCUGCAAUCCAAAAGACUCCAGACACCAGGUUGGACUUUUCUCUGGUUGAGUUAUUGGAUAUCUUUAGUCCUGUUUCUGCACCUGAGCAAUGCAAGACAACCACUCAAAGAGCCAGAGCAUUGCAACACAGACCGGCUCAUACUGCCCCCAAAUCAGUGAGCCGAACCAUGCUUACCCCUGGUGGACCUCGUCCUCAGAGCACUCAGCAAGACCUGGAAGAAAGCAAAAUACUAGAAGAUAUUUUCUUCAUUUGCUGACGAAAAAAAUGAGGAGCAUGAAAAAGAUUCAGUCACUGGAUAUUUACCAGCUGUCCAUUUUUUUUUUUUUUAAAUAAAUGUUUUUCAUUUAACUUUUUAUUGGCUUUCUAAAAUCAGAAUCAAUGUCACACGGUGUGCAUAGAUUGUGAUAUUGGUAGAAUUUUUUUUAAAAUACUAAUAAAUGUUUAUUUUUCAAGCCUCGUUUGUAAAAAAUUGCCAAUAUGACAUAAUUUUCCACUGUGCAUCUGGCUAAAGGAUGCAAAUUUUAUAAAUCUCUGAUUUACUGGAAAUAUUAUACAUAGUCGGUUCCAUACACAUGUGACAACUAUCCUGUAGCAGACAGCUGGUGCCAUUGUGUAAACCCCAAAGUAACCAGGGGAAUCUUAUAUCAAGAAGUUACCAAUCAGCAGUAAUUAUGACACAACACAGAGUAUUUUAUUCUAGACUGUGCUUUAUUAUUGGGCUAAGCUGAGACGCAUCAUUCAUUUAGAAUUACAAAAGAAGAGUCCAGGGGACCAGAGAAUGGUGCAGUCUGGAGAGACGGGGGCGGGAGCCUAAAGCGUGCUGCCCAUCAGAAGCUUGGCUCAUCAGGAACCUGGCAAAGCUUAAUAUGCAACAUUCAUCACCCCCCUCCAUAUGUGCUGAAAUUGGGAAAUAGAUUUCCAGAACACUUUGAAAACCACAUGAAGUAAAAUGUGAUUCUAGCAACACUACUGAGCUUUAGAAAUAAAAAUCACUGAUAACAGCACCGAAAAAAAAAAUGAUAGGAACUCAAAUUUCUUUUGGAUGAAAUAGUGCAGUUUUCAUUGAAUUUAGUUCUCGGUAGAACACGUGAGUUGAACAAGAUCAGAGCUCUGUUGAACAAAAUGAAGCACAAUGGGGAGAAUAGGAAGGGAAUACAGUUUUCAAAAGUUGUUUACAAUAAACCAGACAUUAGUUCAUUAAAUAUUAGCAGCAACUUAUACUGACCUCAAGGCGUCUCUUCUGAUUGAACAGUUGAUUUAAGAUGUGUUUAACUAGGGAUUACUAUUUCCCCCACUUUGCUUAACGGUGGCAUCUUAUUUUGAAACGAUCUUUUAACAAAGCUUUUCCUUUUUUUUUUUUUUUUAAAUGAACAGAACAGUAUGCAUUUAUAAUUACAAAUAUACAUAAGGCUUUAGUGUUGUACUGCAUUGUUGUGAGUAGUUUGCAAGCCACAGGAAAAAUAUAGAAGCAGUCUUAGUAGUGGUUAAACUUCCAAUACUUGAGCGGUAAGAUGUGUCGCGAUUCAAGGUUAACGCUUGCAAGAAAACAGAUCAGUGUCAGUAAUGAGAGCUCAGAUCUUGGCUCAAACAGCACAAAUAAAUAAACAAAUAAAUAAACAGACAAUGAAAUAAAUAAUUCAAAUCUGUCUUUGACAUCACUUGGUCAAAAGGAGCGUUUUUCUCCGUCAUCAAAGAAGUUCUGAAGGCAUGGUCCUGCAGACAGGAACAAUGAUCAUCUGUGGACCACAACAGUGGCCCAUGCAUGUCAUAUAAAAACUAUUUGGUCACGUACCAACUCAUAAAAAAAUAAUGCCAUGAAAGCAUGCUUAUCAUUUCAGACAUGACUUAUAAAUAAAUAUCUAAACAAACAGAUAAAUGAAUAGAACCCAUUAAAGUAUUUCUUUUUUGUUUGUUUUUUUAUAAAAUAGGUCAAUGUGUGUCUAAGCUCUAACUGAGGUCAAUGCUCUCCCUGACUGUAUUCUGGAUAAAUGCCUUGGUCAGGUCCUACAGUUUGUACCGUAUCCUAGCGAAUAUUUUUUUUUGUACCUGGUUUUAAUGAGCAUUAUCAUGUUUUCAUUCAUAUAUUUUUUUUAAGUAUUUAAAUUACUUUAUCCAGUCCUUGUAGAUAGAAGUAAAAGUCCUAUAAAAUAUGCAAACCUAUGUACAGAGGAAAACAGAGCAAAAAAAGAAACAAUUUACAGUAUAUUCAUCAGUUUAUGUAUAUAUUUAUAUAUAUAUAUUUAUAUUCAAACUUCCUCUGUUUCUUGUUUUUGAACCACUAAACUUUGUUUUUCACUUUUCUCAUGUAAACUUGCAGCUUAAAGUUGGAGCAAAUGAAGAUGAGGUGGUUGGCAUUUGAGUUCUCGCACAUCUUUCUGCGUCUGCUUACUUCGUUCGCCGUGGGAAAAAAAUGACUGAUUGCUCAAACAAAUCAUACGAGAAGCACAGACUGUGAUGGCAGUUUUUUUCUUUCUAAUUUUCUCAGAGCAGCGGGGCAGUCAAAAAAGGGCACACAGUGCUGCGAUCAGGGACACCAGACAUAUGAUAUUUUGCCUCGGAUGUUAUUGUUAGACAGAGACAGGUCAGGUUGAUGAGCUAGAGGUUUCGUACUAAUCCACCAAAGUUAGUGGAAGAAAAGAACAAAAAAAGAGAUCUCGAUGGUCAUCUGGUUUAACUGUAUGCCACGCUCAGGAGAUUGUUAAGUGGCACACGCACAAACAGAGGCAUUCUGGGAUGUGCACUGGUGUCUUUUAGACUCACUGGAUUUGGAAGGUAAAUGUUAAAUUAUUCAAACUGCUAAAAAGGUUAAACAGAGACACUGGGGAAAUGGCAUAAUGAGCAGUUUAUAGGAAAACUAGUAACAGCACCCAACAGGAAGCAUUGUCUUCCAAAGUGUCAUAUAGCCUUAUAAAUAUUCAUAUAUAUAAAUAUUCAUUGAGUAAUCUCCACCAGCUCAAUAAGUGUUGAAUGCAGGGUCUAAUAAAUCCAAGUCUGUUGACCUUUUUCAGGUUUAUAGUAGGUGUUUAUACCAUUUUUGUAGACUAUUAUGAGAAACUGUACGCUAAAGCAAUAUGAAACCAGCCUCGGUGAUACAGCAGGCGUAAUGGGUAAAUGGUUUUUCACACUUAUUGCUUCAUUUUACAGUUUCA
This is a messenger RNA of Haplochromis burtoni (Burton's mouthbrooder), 4742 nucleotides long. RefSeq names its product KIAA1328 ortholog. The coding region runs from base 47 to 1849 and encodes 600 amino acids. The record is from RefSeq and is a predicted model, not a curated record. The transcript is spliced from 12 exons. NCBI's taxonomy places the organism in Eukaryota, Metazoa, Chordata, Actinopteri, Cichliformes, Cichlidae.